Molecule: messenger RNA, 855 nt
Organism: Rosa rugosa (rugosa rose)
Lineage: Eukaryota; Viridiplantae; Streptophyta; Magnoliopsida; Rosales; Rosaceae
Exons: 2
Coding region: 1-855 (284 amino acids)
Molecular function (GO): nucleic acid binding; RNA-DNA hybrid ribonuclease activity
Source: RefSeq, a predicted model, not a curated record
AUGAAGACGUGCAUAUCCUACAAUUCGCUGAAGAGGAAGAUUACGUCCAGGACUCUAAAAGGGCAUGUCCUAGCAAAUUGUCUGACAACUUGGGCAUUGCUGGGUGAGGUUUCUCUCCAAAUCACUUGUCCUGUGACACCAGUAUUCAUCUUCAAGGAGUGGAUGUUGGAAUGUGUUAACCGAGUAUCAUUGGAGCAAUUUGAGAAGUUCAUGAUGUUCUUAUGGGCCUUGUGGACGAAUAGAAAUGCGGUUUUGUGGGAGGCGAAACCACGAUUGCCAACAGAUAUAGCGAUUGCCACGAUGAGAUGGUUCAAUGAAUACAAACUUGUACACGCCUCGUCUAUUCCAGGAGUGAAGGGGAUUCAAAGGUGGACUAGUCCGGCUGAGCAUGUGUUGAAAUGCAAUAUUGAUGGGAGCUAUAAUUAUCAUCGGAGGAAAGGUGGAGUGGGAUGUGUCCUUCGUGAUCACAAGGGAGAAUUUUGGGCUGCUCUGACGAAAGUGGUACAUAAUGCCAAUUUCGCAUUCCAGGUUGAGCUUUUGGCCUUAAAAGCUGCAGUCCAGUUUGCUAUAUCACUGCACCAUGAACCGGUACAGUUUGAAACUGAUUGUUUACAACUGAUCCAAACUAUCAAUGCGGAGGAUGAAGAUGCUUCAAUCUGUGGUCAUGUUAUAAAUGAAUUCAGAGCAAUGUUUAGCAAUUAUCCUAUGUUUUCUCUAGCUCAUGUUAAUCGUCGAGCAAACAAUGUGGCUCAUAAUCUUGCUUGUACGACUCCUCAUUCAGAGCUCUCUCAUUCUUGGUUUUUGUAUGCUCUUGAAUUUAUAAGGGAUGCCAUCUUAAGCGAUAUUCAUCACUAA